This is a messenger RNA of Trypanosoma grayi, 2226 nucleotides long. RefSeq lists its product as hypothetical. The transcript has a single exon. Bases 1 to 2226 code for a protein of 741 amino acids. The record is from RefSeq and is a predicted model, not a curated record. NCBI's taxonomy places the organism in Eukaryota, Euglenozoa, Kinetoplastea, Trypanosomatida, Trypanosomatidae.
AUGGAGAAGCCCAGCAGCAGUGGCCACGUCUCGAGGCCCGUCGAUGAUGGUACACAAGAAACUGACGUUAAAUACACCGUAAACAAGGCUGGCAAUAACGACAGUAGCGUUGGCCGAAGCAGCUGCAGGAAUAAGGCGGUGGCGGUGUCGGUCUCCCUAUCGCACUCUCUCUCCCUUGGUACCCAUACCCUUGAGCGGCUCCGCGAUUGGGUGGGGGCCUCCUCCUCUAGAAAGUCCUUUCGGCUGCCGCACUGGUGGACUGCUGGAAGCUCGCGCUUCGUCAAGGUAAAGAAGGAUGGUGGCACCUACGCGGUCCUCACGGGGAAGAAGCUCUAUGAUGCUCCUUACUGCUUCCGCGUGCGGCGCGACGAGGAAAGGAAGAAGGCGUUCUUCACACCGCUCUCGGCGACGCCCGCAUACGCCGGAGGACCGGAGGAGUUGGAAUCACUGCCUGACAUUGUGGCGUACGAAAGAGAGGCGUUUCGCACGACGGUGGGGAAGAUCUUCAUGAAUGCGAACAAUACGGUCGCGAAAGAGCAACUAGACCGGAUAGUCAAGGAGCACGCGCAUGAGGGAAUGGACUACAUACGGGCCCUUCGUGUGCUACACCCUCCCACACAGAUGCAAUCAUCCGUGUCCGUCCCGUCGUUGGCACCAACGUCACCCAAAGUGUCCGCAACGCUUGCAACAUCGUUGCCUGUGUCUCCAUCCGCGUCAUCGUCGUCAGCUGUGGUGUCAUCACCACCGCCAAUGAGCCGAGACAUCAGUGACGAUGCUUUAGUCCCGGGUGAAGCCCAACAGGUGCAUUCUCCGGAGAGCCCAUUCUCAGAGAGUAGUUUCCUAACCAACGAGGGCUCGCGUGAAGCUGUAGUGCCAAAUUUUCCUGGUGCACCACCGCCAGGUGAUGAAGCAGAGGAAGAAAAAGGGACGCAGCAAGAGCAGCGACAGGAAGAAGAACAGCUUGUCGAAGUGUGUAUUUCCUCUCCUAUAGAAGCGGAUGCAGCGGAGAAUGAUAGCGCCGCGGAGGUGGAAGAGGGGCAGCAGGUGGUUGGGGUGGACUUGGUGUGCCUCCGGCAGGAAAUGCAGGCGGAAAAAGAAGUCAUCAUGAAAGAAAAUCGCAGUCUUCAAGAAGGAGCUGUCACGCUAAUGAGAGAACGGGAUGAGCUUUGUAGGCGUGUUGACUGCUUGUUAGGUGAACUGAUGGGGCUCCGUCAAGGCAUGGAUGUUGUUGUGAAAACCCACUCAAAGGAAAUGAAUUCGUUGCGGGAAGAAAUGCCGGCGGACCGGUUAGCGGCGGCUGAGGCACAGCGUGUGGCCAUCAACGAGGCUGAGCAGCGAGUAAAGGCAUUCCACGCUACAUACGAUCUGCACGUGACACAAGUUAGGGAGGAACAGCAGUUUCUUCACGCCGAGUUAAAGCGCCUCUCGGGCGCCCUGCAGUUGUCGCAGGAGCAAACAGGAACGUUGCUGUCGGUGUUGGAGCUUCGCGAACGGCAGUUAGCUGCUGCACUGAGUGAAGUAGCGAGGUGUGAGGGAAUACACGAGGAGCAGAAAGGGCGCGAUGUGCGCGGUAACGGGAGUGUUUCAGGUGCUGAUAUAUCAGGGCAGAAGCGGAGGAGUAGCGUCAGCACGCGGGGCACCUCGCAGGCCGUGACCGAGCCGGUGGUGACUGCGGUAGCCAGCGUUAACGCAAUAAGCGACGAUGACGAAAUGUGCCUGUUGCCGCAUGUUCUCAAGCAGCACGGCCGUGGUACGAGUCGAAUGAACAGUCAGAGCGAACCACAACAGACGGAGGACUACCAGGAGCGCAGGGAGUUGCCGAGUAACGGUGAGCCUCGGUGCCGCCCCGCAUCUGUUGAGGAGGAGGUCACGUGCAACAGCGGCCACGGCCUCUCGAGCGCGGAACGCCACGUAUCGGAGCAGCGGCAGUCGAUGCUGCACUCACAGCGACGCGGCCAGACGUUUCUGCACUCGCCGUGGCGUCGUGCGCCUUUUACCGCGCUGGGCUACACCAACGAGACGCUCCACCACCUGCACACCCCGGACCGCGGCGUGGGUGUUACGACGCUGGAGCCGAAGAUGGCGCAGUGGGAAGCUGCGCGCGCCCGUAGUAACAGCAGCCGACGGUUGUAUACGUCACAGAAGAGAUCGCGCUGGAGCUCAGUGAGGCUGGAACGGCGUGGUCAGCUCGAAUUGCACCUCCUUGCACAACCUCCAGAAGAAUAG